AUGAGAAUGGAGAACCAGAGCACUGUUUCCAACUUCCUCCUCCUGGGGCUUCCCAUCAGACCAGAGCAGCAGAAUGUGUUCUUCACCCUGUUCCUGGCCAUGUACCUGACAACUGUGCUGGGGAACCUGCUCAUCAUCCUGCUCAUCAGGCUGGACUCUCGCCUCCACACCCCCAUGUACUUCUUCCUCAGCUACUUGGCCCUCACAGACAUCUCUUUCUCAUCAGUCACAGCUCCAAAGAUGCUCAUGAAUAUGCUAAUGCACAGUCAGUCCAUCUCAUAUACUGGGUGCAUUUACCAGGCUUAUUUUUUCCUAUUUUUUGGGAGCACUGACUGCUUUCUUCUGACCUCCAUGGCCUAUGACAGGUAUGUGGCCAUCUGUCAUCCACUGUACUAUAUCACGGUCAUGAGUGAGAAGGUCUGUGUCUGCCUAGUCGCUGGGUCCUGGUUCAUUGGUUGUAUUCAUGCUCUGCUUCACACCCUCCUCUUGAUCCAACUGUCUUUCUGUGCCAGGAACUCUGUCCCCAACUUCUUCUGUGACCUCACUGCCCUCCUGAAGCUGAGCUGCUCAGACAUCUCCCUCAAUAAACUAGUCAUCUUCACUGAGGGAGGAUUGCUAUUCAUCCUGUCUCUGAGUAUCAUCAUGGGCUCUUAUAUUCUCAUAGGAAGCACUGCCCUGAAGUCCCCCUCCACAAAGAGACUGAUUAAAACCUUUUCUACCUGUGGCUCCCAUCUCCUUGUGGUGUCUUUGUACUUUGGGACACUUGCAGGUGAAUACUUUUUCUCUUCAUUCCAAAACUCCAGUGACAAAGACAUAGUUGCUUCUGUAAUUUACACAGUAGUCACACCCUUGCUGAACCCUUUCAUCUACAGCCUGAGGAAUAGAGAUAUAAAACAGGCUCUAGAAGUAGUUUUCACUCGGAUCAACCGUUUUAAGUGA
Messenger RNA from Apodemus sylvaticus (European woodmouse), 939 nucleotides. RefSeq names its product olfactory receptor 1J4-like. Gene Ontology annotation, cellular component: membrane. Gene Ontology annotation, biological process: G protein-coupled receptor signaling pathway. The record is from RefSeq and is a predicted model, not a curated record. Bases 1 to 939 code for a protein of 312 amino acids. The transcript has a single exon. Lineage: Eukaryota; Metazoa; Chordata; Mammalia; Rodentia; Muridae. Gene Ontology annotation, molecular function: G protein-coupled receptor activity; olfactory receptor activity.